Ostrinia furnacalis (Asian corn borer) is the source of this 2223-nucleotide messenger RNA. RefSeq names its product transcription factor Sp8 (gene Sp1). The coding region runs from base 129 to 1385 and encodes 418 amino acids. NCBI's taxonomy places the organism in Eukaryota, Metazoa, Arthropoda, Insecta, Lepidoptera, Crambidae. The transcript has 3 exons. Gene Ontology annotation, biological process: regulation of transcription by RNA polymerase II. Gene Ontology annotation, molecular function: RNA polymerase II cis-regulatory region sequence-specific DNA binding; DNA-binding transcription factor activity, RNA polymerase II-specific. The record is from RefSeq and is a predicted model, not a curated record.
CAAUUAGUAGCCGAGAUUCGUUCGCCGCAUCGAUUCGUUACGAGAUAAUUGCUCCGGGGUAUUUUCUUGGAUUUUUCUCGCGAGUGAUUUGUUUGUGACAUUGCAGUGUUGUGGAUGCAUGGGCUGACAUGAACUGCGCGUAUUACCAACAGCACGGGGGCUCGCACCCCGCGCCGCACAAUGCUAAUAACAAUUCCUACUUCAACGAGGUUAGUAUCGACCCCGUGUCCGCGGAUCACAAGGACAUGAAGAUAUUAGAACAUCCGAGCUUACGCGGCACGCCUCUGGCGAUGUUGGCGGCGCAGUGCAACAAGCUGUCGAGUAAAUCGCCGCCACCUCUGGCGGACGCGGCCGUCGGCAAAGGCUUCCACCCGUGGAAGAAGAGUCCCGGCGCCCACUCUCCGCCCGGCUCAGGAGCGGCGCCGCGCUCGCAGCCCCCGGCCUGCGCGCCCUACGCGCGGGCUCCCACCUCGUGUGCUGCAGCGCCGUCCUACGGCAAUGAUCUCUACUUUCCCUCAUCUGGCGACCAACUCCUCGGCAAAAGUGAAUCGAGCGCGAGUCUAGGAUCAAUGUAUUCCCGGCAUCCGUACGAAUCGUGGCCGUUCAAUGUGGGCGGCGGGGGCGGCAGCGGCGCCCUCAAAGCGGCCGAAAUGAGCGGCGUGGGAGCAGUUGGCAGCACGUGGUGGGACGUACACAGCGGCUGGCUGGACGUCGGAGGACAGAUGGCUAAUUACGCCGGACAAGAUUACUCCCAGCUGACACACUCUUUAUCGGGUGGAGCACAUUUAUUGCCUCCCGCGCCUCACCUUUUGCAAGAUGCAUACAAAUCCGUCCUACCAACGCAAGGUUCCUUCGGCCUUCACGGGCCCGGAUCUCCCGCACCGCCCGCGCAAGCGCCAUCUCCUAGAUCACAAAGACGCUACGCCGGAAGAGCGACGUGCGAUUGCCCCAACUGCCAAGAGGCUGAAAGAUUGGGUCCGGCGGGAGCGCAUCUUAGGAAGAAGAAUAUUCAUAGUUGUCACAUACCUGGUUGCGGGAAGGUUUAUGGAAAGACGUCUCACUUAAAAGCGCAUCUCCGCUGGCACACGGGCGAGCGGCCGUUCGUGUGUAACUGGUUAUUUUGCGGGAAGCGGUUCACGAGGUCGGACGAGCUCCAGCGGCACCUGCGCACGCACACCGGCGAGAAGAGGUUCGCGUGCCCGGUGUGCAACAAGAGGUUCAUGCGCUCCGACCACCUCGCCAAGCACGUGAAGACGCACAACGGCGGGAAGAAGGGCAGCUCGGACUCGUGUUCGGACUCGGAGGAGAACAGUCAGGGUGAGGGCGGCGCGGGGCGCGGCUCGCCCGAGCAUUCGGUGGACGUGAAGCCGAGCGCGCUCGUGUGACGGGGGCGCGCGGCGCUCGCCGUGCCGCACCACCGCUCGCCGCUCCUGUGAUAGCCUCGCGCCUGCGCUGCGCUCGCGCCCGCCCGCACUGUACAUACCACAUAUCAAACAUAGUGACUGUAUCAUAGUGACGUGGACUUGUAUGUAAUUACGAAAAGACGUUACGAUGCGCCCCGCAUUCGUACUUGUUGUGAGACUUCAAAGUGUUGUACAGUAUAGUUAACUAUUGAAUAUAAUUAUCUCAUAUUAUAGUUAGAAAAUGUAUGGUAAAUUAGAUUAAGUAGAAUCACUGUUUUAGUCCAAAAUUGCAGUUUAUAAUUUAUUAAUAAUACCUCAAACAGGUCACGGGAAGAAUAUAAUUUAUUUAUUGUACUUACAUUAUUAUAGAAAUAUUCAUAUUAAAGAGAAAUAACUAUAAUCGUAAUCACUUGUACUGCAACGUUGACUCAACUAAAAUUUUAUAUGACAAAAGUUCUUAUUUGAAUGAAAAAUAAUGAAUUUUAAAUCAUGUAGGAUCUUAUAUUAAAUGAAGCAAAAUGUUGAAAACAAACCCAAGACAUUUGCCAUUUGUAAAAAAACUGUAAGUUCAAGGUGGAGUAGCAUUUUCUAUAAUUAUACAUAAUAUUGUAAAAAUAAAGUCACGUACUGAUUUACUUGCAACGCUAAGAUAAAGUGUAAUAAAAUGUAUAUGUUUUAAUAAUACCUCCUGACAGAAAUUGACACAUAGAAUAAUAAAAAAAAUAAUAAAUGUUAUGUAUUAAAAGAACCCUGUGCUAUUUGUUGGCUUAACAUUGAUGGUAAUUGUAAAACUAUUCCUAUGAUGUAUAGUGUACAAAAU